ACAAGAAGAAGCCGAGCAGAAAUAAAUUCCUCUCCCGCGACGCCGCCGUGUCGCCGUCCUCCUCACCGCGCCGCGUCCCGAAUACUUCGUGAGAGAGUGAGAGAGAAAGAGGCGGAGGUUUUUGAGGAGCUGAGGCGGCGGAGGAGGAGGAGCGAGGUAGCGAGAACGAUGGCGAGGUUCGACCCGUACGAGAACAACGGCGGCACGUGCGUCGCCAUCGCCGGCGCCGACUACUGCGUGGUCGCCGCCGACACGCGCCUCUCCGCCGGAUACAACAUCCUCAGCCGCGACAGCUCCAAGAUUGCCCACCUAGCGGAUAAAUGUGUUCUGGCUUCAUCUGGAUUUCAAGGUGAUGUCAAGGCUUUGCAGAGGAACCUUGCUGCCAAGGAAUUGGUUUAUGAACACAACCAUAACAAGAAAAUGAGCUGCCCUGCAAUGGCACAAUUACUAUCCAACACGCUCUACUACAAAAGAUUCUUCCCAUAUUAUGCCUUCAAUGUGUUGGGAGGGUUGGACAGCCAUGGUAAAGGAUGUGUCUUCACAUAUGACGCUGUUGGGUCAUAUGAGCGAACAGGUUAUAGUGCUCAGGGAACAGGUGCAGCUUUGAUGAUGCCUGUUCUCGACAAUCAGUUGAAAUCUCCUAGCCCUCUGUUACUUCCAGCUCGGGAUGCAGUGACACCAUUGUCUGAAUCAGAUGCUGUUGAUCUGGUAAAGGACGUUUUUGCAUCAGCCACAGAGAGAGAUAUACACCAGGGAGAUAAACUGGAAAUCGUUGUCAUCAACAGCUCCGGCUCUCACCGGGAGUGCAUUGAGCUAAGGAAGGAUUAGUGUGGGAUACUAUCAUACUAGCUAGUACCUAUGCAACAACACCACCAUUCCAUCAGUAGCAGGAUGUGCUUUUCCUUGUCAGAUGUAUUUAAAUUUCAGUUUUGUUCAGUGUGCACGACAUUGUUGUAAUCUUUCUAUCUGAACUAUGCGUUUCUAAAUUGCUCACUGAAUUGUACUUUCAUUGCCUGAAGCCCUGAAUGAAUUGGCAAGCUGUCAGAAAUAGUUGGAGGACAACACAAAUGAAAUCUC
Messenger RNA from Oryza brachyantha (malo sina), 1077 nucleotides. RefSeq names its product proteasome subunit beta type-1-like. Bases 169 to 828 code for a protein of 219 amino acids. The record is from RefSeq and is a predicted model, not a curated record. The transcript is spliced from 6 exons. Gene Ontology annotation, cellular component: proteasome core complex. NCBI's taxonomy places the organism in Eukaryota, Viridiplantae, Streptophyta, Magnoliopsida, Poales, Poaceae.